AUGUCGUUCCCCAUCACAAUGACCAAAAGAGUUUCCUCCUCUUCCAAAGACGAGGACCUUCAUCGUGGUGCCUGGACUGCAAUGGAGGACCAACUUUUGUCUGAAUAUGUCAAAAUUAAUGGCGAGACUGGUUGGAACUCAAUGCCCAGAAAAAUAGGUUUGAAGCGCUGUGGGAAGAGCUGUAGAUUGCGGUGGUUGAACUAUCUUCGUCCUGGUAUAAAGCGUGGAAACAUUUCAUCUGAGGAAGAGGAGCUCAUAAUUAGACUCCAUGGCCUCCUUGGGAAUAGGUGGUCCCUGAUUGCAGGUCGACUGCCAGGACGAACGGACAACGAAAUAAAAAACUACUGGAACACUCAACUCAGCAAGAAGAGGCCGUCAAGCCAAAACUCUCUUGAGGAAUCCAACAAAAGGAGAAAAUCUUCUCCUCCUGCAACUGACCCGUUAUUGAAAGUCACCCCGGUAAAAGUAACGGCGGUGAGAAUAAGAAAGGGCUGCAACAAAUCUGUGCACAGUAUUGAUUCAAAUCAUCAAAGCAGUGAUAUUUGUGCACAAACAGUAAAGGCCUCCAGAAGUUGUUCUGGGUUAUUGGUACAGCAGUGGAUAACAGACCGCGAUUCCGAUUCUGACGUAAUCGACUUUACAAUGGCGGGCGAACUGGAAUCUCCGUCUGUUGAAGUCAGUGGUCAAUAUUCACCAGAAGAUUUUGGAAUCGAAGAGUUACAGGAAAGUCCCUGUGAUUCCUUCGAAAUCUCUUUUCUUUCUAGUUACAUUCAACAAAUUGAGAAUUCUACAGAUGUUGGGUAUAAUGGAAUGGAGGGACCGUACACCGGUACGCAGUAUGGAGAUUUCAUGGAUGAAUUGCCAUAUUUCCAUAUGUCAAGCCUGUUACCCUAAGAAUUCGAGGAAGAAA
Cryptomeria japonica (Japanese cedar) is the source of this 910-nucleotide messenger RNA. RefSeq names its product transcription factor MYB1-like. The coding region runs from base 1 to 894 and encodes 297 amino acids. The transcript has 3 exons. Lineage: Eukaryota; Viridiplantae; Streptophyta; Pinopsida; Cupressales; Cupressaceae. The record is from RefSeq and is a predicted model, not a curated record.